This is a messenger RNA of Suillus discolor, 1183 nucleotides long. Its product is annotated as RNA polymerase Rpc34 subunit-domain-containing protein. The transcript is spliced from 9 exons. Gene Ontology annotation, cellular component: RNA polymerase III complex. Gene Ontology annotation, biological process: transcription by RNA polymerase III. The record is from RefSeq and is a predicted model, not a curated record. NCBI's taxonomy places the organism in Eukaryota, Fungi, Basidiomycota, Agaricomycetes, Boletales, Suillaceae. Bases 1 to 954 code for a protein of 317 amino acids.
AUGAAAAAGGAGAUCAAAGUAUGUGUGAAGAAAGAUAUGAGCGGUGAAGAAGCCAUGGUGCUCAGUCAUAUUCAAGCUUCAGCAAACGAAGGCAUCUGGACAAAACAUCUAAAAGCCAAAAUGGAACUGCACCAAACCAGCAUCGAUAGAUACCUCGAAUUACUAGUUCAGAAGCAACUCGUGAAAGCCGUCAGGUCGAGCUUACGGAUGGACCAUGGUACACUGACAACGAACACGACACGCAAUUAUCAAGCUGCUCUCAACUGCAUUCCUUCCCAAAACAAAGCUCCAAAGCUUCUUCCCAAAACGAAUGCAAACUCUACUCCAUUAGCGCACAUCCAGCGUUUUUUGACUAAGAAAGAGAUCACAGAGACUCGGUUGGACAUUGAGCGUGUUGAGAUGCUUUUGAGGGAGCUGGAGUUGGAUGGGAAGAUUGAAAAGUUACCUGCGUUCACAGCAUCCGCUUGGGAUGCUACAGUCGACUCUGACAAUCCAGCCUCCGACCCAGCCACUCGCAAAAAGGGCCCAAAACACAAAAACGGCGGCAUACGGCGGCAAACAGUCCCAGCGACACUGACGAGUCUGAGGAAGAGAAACCAAGGGAAGAAGGAGGAGCGCAAAGGACAAGAGAACGAGAGCGGGAGCGAGGGUCGUCAUUCAAAAUCGAAAUUGAGAUCGAAGUCGAAGAAGAUGAAAACGAAGACAAAGAAGAAGCCAUGCUCAAGUUCAAAACGCAUCAAAUUCGAGUCUCCGGAGGCAGAUGUCAAUGUCAACGUUGAAGGAGCCUCUGUCUACCGAGCUGUUCGCCAACAACGAGUAGCGCCAGGAUGGUCCAAAGCUCCAUGCGGUAGAUGUCCAGUAUUCAACUUCUGUCGCGACAAGGGGCCUACGAACCCGCAAGAGUGCGUGUAUUACGAGGAGUGGUUGAAUUUCAAGAGGCGCCAGGGGUUGUGAAAGCAGAGGUGUGACAGUUUUCAUUCUUUGCUACGAUGACAAUCAAGUAUACUGGUAUCAAAUUAGCGAUGUCAAAACCUCAUCUUCCGCAGAGAACCUGUUACUGACUAUAGCAUGUCAGUCAUGACUAGGCGGCCUACCGAUGAUUUCUACCGUUUUCUAUGGAUACUUUCGACAAAAUAAAUAUAACCGCGACUUGGAUAGAAUAUAUGCUGAAGCGGUCAGAGUA